This is a messenger RNA of Vicia villosa (hairy vetch), 405 nucleotides long. RefSeq lists its product as uncharacterized. The record is from RefSeq and is a predicted model, not a curated record. NCBI's taxonomy places the organism in Eukaryota, Viridiplantae, Streptophyta, Magnoliopsida, Fabales, Fabaceae. Bases 1 to 405 code for a protein of 134 amino acids. The transcript has a single exon.
AUGGGCUGUGUCGGGGAGUGCGGGAGAGAGGAAUCGGUAUCUCAUAUCUUUUUUGAGUGUCCUAAUCUUGCAGGAAUGUGGAAGCUGUUGUGCAACUGGAUAGGAGUGGUUCCAAACUUACAAAAUGCAGGAUGGCAACAUCUUGAACAAUUCGAAAGACUCCUUGGAUCACAAAGAAAUUUAACCAUGAAAAUGAGAGUGAUAUGGGCAGCAGGCGUGUGGUGCAUUUGGAGAGGCAGGAAUAACAAAGUGUUUCGGGGCGAGGAAAUUCAAAUGGAAAAGCUGGUUGAAGAGGCGAAGAUAUUGGCAUGGAGAUGGCUCAAACUUAAAUCAAAUUCUAUAGCCGACGAUAUAGUCGCGUGGUGUAAUAAUCCUAAGGCGUGUAUCGGGAUUCUUGAUGAUUGA